Messenger RNA from Trichomonas vaginalis G3, 1737 nucleotides. RefSeq names its product ankyrin repeat and SOCS box-containing protein 4 family. The record is from RefSeq and is a predicted model, not a curated record. The transcript has a single exon. NCBI's taxonomy places the organism in Eukaryota, Parabasalia, Trichomonadida, Trichomonadidae. Gene Ontology annotation, molecular function: protein binding. Bases 1 to 1737 code for a protein of 578 amino acids.
AUGGAAGACGACAUGAAAUCAUUUAUUCAAUUCACAGAGAGAGAAGAUUUCGAUGAAGAUCAAUUACUUAAGAGUGAUUUUUAUCCCUAUUUUUACAAAGGAUAUUCAUUAAUUGAAUUAUGUUGUUAUCAUGGAUCUGUUAAUUGUUUCAAGCUAUUAAUAUCAAAAUUUCAAUCAAAAAUAACUCAAAAAUGUCUCGAAUUCUCAUUUCUUAGUGGAAAUGCAGAAAUCAUGAGCGAAUGUUUAAAGGUUCAAACUCCAGACAAAUCUACUAUGGAAUAUGCAAUUAUUUCACACAAUAUUGACUUUGUAUCAUUUUUGAUGGAUGAAUAUAAUAUUGGCAUCGAUUUAGAACAGUGCUGUAAAUAUCAUAACAUUCAAUCAUUCUUUGUUGAUUUUGAUAUUUCAAACGAUGUCAAUCGCUGCUUCCUUUUGAGUUUGUACUUUAAUAUUCCAGACUUAUGCGAAUAUUUCAUUUCAAAAGGUGCAUCAUUGAAUUUAACGAAUACAUCAAAACAAACGGCCCUUCACAUUGCUUCUAUAAAUAGCAGCAAAGAUGUUGUCGAUAUUCUUCUCUCACAUAAUGUUGCUGUAAAUUCAACAGAUAGAAAAGAGAAAACGGCUCUUCAUUAUGCUGUUGAAUAUAACAAAAUCUCUAUAGUAGAAGUUCUUUUAUCUCAUGGUGCCAAGAUAAGCUUAAAAGAUCAAGAAGGAAAUAGUGCAUUUAUUGAGUCGGUCACAAAAAAUUAUUGGGAUAUAACAAAAUUAUUUCUUUCCAGAAUUCACAAAUUCAAUGAUAAGGAAGGAGGAGAAGCGCUUCGUGCUGCUGCAAAAUCAAAUAGAAUAGACAUUGUUGAAACUAUUCUUGAAAGAGGAGUGGACAUUAACUCUUGGCAUGAUUGCACUGCCCUUCAUUUAGCUUUGCUAAAUAACCAUUCAGAGAUGGCCAAAAAUCUCAUUUAUCGUGGGGCAGAUGUCACACAAAUGGUUGACAUACAUGAACCUUAUAGAAACCAAUUUUCAUGUCUCCAUAUCGCGUUAGCUUCACACAACUUCGAUGCAGCGAUAUUACUUAUUUGGCAGGGGAUUAAUGUUAAGGCUUUGGACUUUUAUAAGAAUACUACACUUCAUUAUAUUGCAUUUAGGCACAAGGAAGACCGUUUUAACGAACAUGAUUCAAUUGAAAAAAUAUACGAGAUAAUAAGGCUUUUAAUAUCCCAUGGUGUAGGUAUCAAUGCAAGAAACUCAUAUGGUGAAACUCCACUUCAUUUUGCCUCAUACUACAACUGCAUUGAAAUUGCAGAUUGUUUCAUAUCACAUGGAGCAGAUAUCAAUGCUCAGGAUAAUGAUGAAAGAAAUUCUCUCUAUUUUGCCAUUAUAAACAAUAAUUUGGAAAUCAUUAAAUUUCUUCUUUCACAUGGCCUAAAUAUCAAUUCAGUUGAUUCUCAAAAUAGAACAUCCUUGCAUUAUGCAUCGCAAUAUUCUUCGAAAGAGAUAGUAGAAUAUCUUAUCUCUCAAGGUGCUAAUAUCAAUGCCCGAGAUAGUGGCAAAAGAACUGUUCUUCACUACGCAGCUGAAGGAAAUAAUAUCCAAAUUAUUGAAUAUUUACUUUCACUUGGCUUAGAUAUCAAUGUUAUAGAUUACAGGAACGAGACACCACUUCAUUUUGCAGCAUCUAGAGGAUUUAAUAAGAUGGUAGAAUUUCUUAUAUCAAAUAGAGCAAAUAUUAAUGCAUGA